Molecule: messenger RNA, 1231 nt
Organism: Leptinotarsa decemlineata (Colorado potato beetle)
Lineage: Eukaryota; Metazoa; Arthropoda; Insecta; Coleoptera; Chrysomelidae
Gene: stmA
Product: Protein EFR3 homolog stmA
Biological process (GO): protein localization to plasma membrane
Cellular component (GO): plasma membrane
Source: RefSeq, a predicted model, not a curated record
UACAAUUUGAUUAUAAAGGUAUUUUUCGCAAGAUGUACGAUCGGUUCCGCUUCUAUGAAUUUCUAGAGAAACCGAUUUCGUUCCGAUUCGCUUCAGUAUUCGAUACAAUCUAGUGCGAGAUAAAAGUUCAUCAUACGAAGAAGGAAGAAGUAUUUAGGGAACAUCGCAACGGCCAUGACUUUGGUCAAGUGUUGUUUCGAAACCCCCGACCUCGUCAAUGUGGUCGAAUCUUUCGUCCAGAAGUGUUCGGAAUCGGCAUGUUGCUGUGGCUGCUGUAGCGCCUUCAGGCCCAGAUAUAAAAGACUCGUCGACAACAUUUUUCCUGUUUAUCCUCAAGAUGGACUGGUUAAGUCCAACAUGGAAAAACUCACUUUUUACUCGCUUAGUUCGCCAGAGAAGUUGGACCGUAUUGGGGAAUAUUUGUACCAGAGAGCUGCGAGGGAUAUUUACCGAAAGAAAUAUGGAUUCGUCAUCAUCGCCAUGGAGGCGAUGGAUCAGCUCCUGUUGGCGUGCCACGCUCCCACUUUGAAUUUGUUCGUAGAGAGCUUUUUGAAGAUGGUGCAGAAGCUGUUGGAAUCCACGGAACCGGAGCUACAAAUAUUGGCGACUCAAUCGUUUGUGAAGUUCGCGAAUAUAGAAGAAGACACGCCCUCGUAUCACAGACGGUACGACUUUUUCGUUAGCAAAUUUUCCGCUAUGUGUCACAGCGGUGAACGGGAGGAAAUAAGAGACCAAAUUCGAAUAGCUGGAAUCAAAGGUUUGCAAGCGGUGGUGAGAAAGACAGUAUCCGAUGACUUGGUGGAGAAUAUCUGGGAGCCAGUCCAUAUGGAUAAGAUUGUACCUAGUCUUCUCUUCAAUAUGCAGGAAUCAGGUUUUCAUCAGAAAGAACCAGGUAGUAUUGACGUAGGCCCAGAUGAUAACUUGGAUCCACCAAUGUUGGCUGAAACAUGUAUGAGGGAAUUGGUUGGCAGAGCAUCAUUUGGUCACAUCAGAGCUGUCCUUAGACCAGUAUUCAAGCACUUCGAUUUGCAUAAACUGUGGGUCCCUAACCAAUUUGCCAUUCAUACAUUUAGGAUAAUAAUGUUUUCAAUUCAGGCACAAUACUCUUAUACUGUGGUGGAAACUCUUAUGGCUCAUCUUGACGAUAACGCAAAAUCCAGUCCUACGAUACGAACCAGUAUCGCUGGCGUUUUAGCCAAAAUCAUUGCUAUUGCGGCAGGAGAAAGUGUCG